This is a messenger RNA of Labeo rohita (rohu), 787 nucleotides long. Its product is annotated as sentrin-specific protease 2-like. The record is from RefSeq and is a predicted model, not a curated record. Gene Ontology annotation, biological process: protein desumoylation. The transcript has 7 exons. Gene Ontology annotation, molecular function: deSUMOylase activity. Gene Ontology annotation, cellular component: nucleus. Bases 274 to 777 code for a protein of 167 amino acids. Lineage: Eukaryota; Metazoa; Chordata; Actinopteri; Cypriniformes; Cyprinidae.
AGAAUAACACACAGUGACAGGUGUUCUCAUGUGUACCAUAGUGAGCACUUACCCAGGCUGACAGAGGACAUGGCAUCCCAAAGCCCAAAACCCAUGGCAAAACCCAAACCUGGUGAUUAGCACAGCCUUCAAAAUAUGUAUUACGCAGAGUGACUUGGCCACACUGAAGGAGGGUUGCUGGCUUAACAACGAGUUAAGAGUUAGAAUAAUAAUUUGACCUACUUUACUAAGACAGAUGCCUUCGCUUCUUGGGAAUAAUGCAUCACUGUACUAAUGGAAUAUAAGAGAAUCUGUGAUCAGGUGGGAAGCCUCUCUUUCAGCACUUUCUUUUACCCAAAGCUUCAGAGAGGUGAAGGCCAUGCCGCAGUGAAGAACCGGACAAAAGCUGUGGAUCUCUUCCUCUUUGAUCUUGUUUUUGUUCAUUUGUGCCUAGGCAUGCACUGGGCUUUGGCUGUAAUUGAUUUGAAAUCCCAGACCAUACAGUGCUGUGACUCAAUAGGUCAGAGACAUGAUGAGAUCUGUCACAUGUUGUUAAACUACAUCGCAGAGGAGUACAGGGUCAAGAAAGGCUGUGUCUUGGAGGCUUCCAGGUGGACUGUCGGCCGAAUGAGAACUAAAGCAAUUCCUAAACAGGUGAAUGGCAAUGACUGCGGUGUUUUUGCCUGUAAAUAUGCAGACUUCCUUUCUCAGGGAAAGCCGCUCACUUUCAGACAGUGUGACAUUCCACUGUUCAGGAAAAUGAUGGUUCGGGAGAUUAUACAUGAGAAGAUCCUGUAAGCCUUGAAUC